AUGUUGUUCCGACGCAGAGCCACAGCGGAGACCCCGAGUCGGGAAUACCAAUCGGAGGGAAAGAUUUUGCACAGCGGCUACCUGCAGAAACGAGGCCAGGUGAAUCGAUCCCUCAAGCAGCGGUGGUUCGUGCUGCUGGACCGAAAGCUGUACUACGCCAAGGGACCCGACCAGAAGCCCAUCGACUGCAUUCCACUCGACCAGGCCGUCAUUCGGCCCGCGGUGGAGGACACGUCGGACUUCGCAUUCGAAAUCGUCAUCAGCGCACGCGUCUACUUCAUCGUCGCCGCCUCGCAACAGGACAUGCUGGAAUCAGAUGAGGAGAAGGAGCACGAGCAGGUGAAGGAGGAGAUGAAGACGAGAAAGAUCGUCGGCCUCGGGAUCGGCCGCAAUCCGUCGUCGCCCAACCUCCACACGGCCCACCCGCCACCGAGCAUGCCCACCUCGUCCCUGCCCCCGUCGUCCCUGCCGGCCGGCCACUUCAUCCCGCUCCCGGCCGGCGAGGGCCAGCCGGGCCUGUACAGCAGCGAGUCCAGCCUGCGCGUUUUUCGACGAGUGUGA
Acanthamoeba castellanii str. Neff is the source of this 561-nucleotide messenger RNA. RefSeq lists its product as uncharacterized. The transcript is spliced from 6 exons. The coding region runs from base 1 to 561 and encodes 186 amino acids. NCBI's taxonomy places the organism in Eukaryota, Discosea, Longamoebia, Acanthamoebidae. The record is from RefSeq and is a predicted model, not a curated record.